UCCACUGAAGUGAAUGGGACCGAGUUGCCGUCCUUCACACAACCUGUGGACAUGCGUGAUGCUGUUUUACAAUAAAUAAACGUAGUUUUUCUAAACCUGGACAACCCUAGGAGUGAGAAGUCACUAUAAACUAAGCCUUUGGUCUGAACUGUCUCCUAAGUGAGAGAGGGCGCCUAAACGAAGUAAUCACUCGGCUUCCAUAGUGAGUUGAAGUAGAAGCAGCUUCCUGUCUGAGCGCCGCUGAGUGGGGGGGGGGAGGCUUUAGAGAAGAGGAGUCAGAGUACGGAAUGGCGGGGCUCACGCCGCCAGAGAGCAUGGAGAGGUCCGUGGAGCUUUUUCUGAGAGCCAUGAGGAACACGCAGGCAUUAAAAAAGAAUGAAAAGAAAAAGAAAGCUGGAAAGAAGAAAGCAUUUCAUUGUAAUAUCUGUAAUGUUAAAGUUAUUGGUGCUGCAACAUUUGAAUUUCAUCUUAAAGGAAAGAAACAUCGGAUGAAUUCUCCAUUGUCAAAGUCCUGUAAAGAUAUUGAAUACAUACAACGAUAUGAGCAUCUUGAUGGCAAUGUUGUCAUCAAAUGUGAAUUAUGUGGCGAACAGCUGUUGGACGUAGUAAACCACCUUAACACUUCUUCCCAUAUCUUGGCAUUUUUGGAAGCUAAUUUUCCAAAAGUUUUCGGAGUUUUGCAAAUUAGAGGAUUACACAACAUCUCUGAAACAGAGCUGAAGAAAAUUGCUUUGGCAGAAAAAAAUCGACAAGAGUAUAUGCAAACGUUUCAACAUGAUGUAAAUCCAGAUAAUUUAGAGCAGGGGGAAGGAAUCUAUUUCUAUAAAAAGAAUAGACAAAGUGAAGAUUGUGAACCUCCACGGAAGAUUUUAAGGAAGGAUGACCAACAUUGCAAUGAUAUAUCUUCUACCGUCACAGAUCAUGAGAGAGAAAAAAACUGUGCAGUCGAUCAGAAUGAAAAAAAGUGCAGUUCAUCAGUUGAAAGACAAAUUAGAUUAGAUUGCCAAGAAUAUAAGAAGUCUGAAACUGAAAGUCAUUUUAAACACAGUGAAACUGAAAGUCCCUAUGAAAUCACAUGCAAUAAAGAUUUGUAUAAUUUCCUGCAAUAUUUUCGGAUAGCAGAUGAGGCGGAUGUCAUAUUCGUCCAACAAAUAGUCACUAAAUUUAAAAGUCAAUUGGAAGAAUUUUAUGACCAGACGAAGGAAGAAAAGGUAGCCUUAGAUUUAAAUUGCAGUAAAAAUCAGGAGGAUGGCAAACUGAAAGCUGCAGAGAGUAUUGUGCAACAAGCAGAUUCUACAACCACUUCAACUUUGAUUGAAAGUACUGCUAAUAGUACUGAUGUAGUGGACCAUUGUGAAGGUGAAGUUACAGCAAACCAGUGCAAUAGUAUGGUUGAAGAUUCUACAACCACUUCAUCUUUGAAUGAAAGUACUACUAAUAGUACUGAUGUAGUGGACCAUUGUGAAGGUGAAUUUACAGCAAACCAGGGAAACAAUAUGUUGAAAGAUUCAAUAAGCAAAUCUGUAUCAGUGAACCAUUCAUCUCUGUUAUGUCAUACUACAAAGAAACCUAUAAUCAGGCCUUCAGUUCUCGAUGCUGUACUAAAGUCACAUAACAAGUCCAUUACAUCCACUAAGAAGGAACCAUAUGGUGAUGCUGCAGUUAAAGAACCUAAGCUUGACUGUACAAGCAUGUUUAAAUCAAUAACUAACACAGAAAUAUUUACUGGAAGUACUAAAAAAAAUAUUUUUACAGGACUUUCUCUUCCAGUACAUGAUGACACUUCCAGUACAUCGAGUAUAGACAAACAGAAAUCCAUUAUUGGGUCCUCUACUCUCUGUUCUGCAUUUGGAUCAAGUCAUUUGCCACUUGACUCACAUGUAGUGAUAAAAAAUGAAUGUGAUACUGUUGUUUCAGAUGAGUGUCAAGUCUCCCCCACAGUAUUUACAGGUCAAUCUCAAGUUCCUCAGGAGGCUAGUUUUAGUUUUCUUGCAACAUCUACUAAGAAGGAACGAGAGUCCAUGUUUUCGCCUGAGAUCCCAAUUUUAAAUCCAAAUACUGACAAGUCUAUACUGAAGGAAACUAGUAUUAAAACUCUUUCCGUGUCGCCUCCGAUGGGUGCCAGAGAGUUAUCUGAAAGAGAGAACAAUGUCUUGCCAUACACAUUGUGUGAAAAGCCAGUGAAAAGCUCUUUCACACCAUUAUCUAUCAAAAAAGAGCCCAUGCUGCCUUAUCCAGAUGUUUCUUCUACACAUUCUCCUUUAAUAUCAUUGAGUCCUUCAGAUUUCGGAAGCAGUGAUGUUUCUCUUACAUCAAGUUCACGUCAUUCAUGUUCACUACAAUCUGCUGCUGAAAUCUGCUCAACGUUUACUAAGGUGCCAAGAAUAGUCCCUGGAAAUGUUAAAACAUCAGUUCAAGAUCAGUUAAACACAUCCAAAGAAAAUUUAUUAUCUUCUUUACAUGCUAAUGAAGAUGAACAAGCAUUUGUUUCCUCAGUUUGUACUUCCCCACCAAACUACAGUCAGCCAUCUCAAGAAACCACUUUAAAGUUUUCUCAACCUGCAAAAGUUAAAUCCUGCAGUGUUUCAAAUGAAUUACACAUGUCCAUUUCUGGAUGCUGCCCAUCUAUAACUUGCGUUAAAAAGACCAUGGAUCACUCUUUUGAGUUGGGCAGAGAUCAACCGCAGUCUAUGUAUUUAGAUUCAUCCUUAACUAAAAAUAAGAACAAACUUGUUCCUGCUUUGGAGAAAUCAAGAACUGAUAAUUUGAAUUGCCCUCGAUCUUCAAGCAACACACAUGAUUCCUGUGGUAUCACAUUUGGGGGAAAAAAGAACAUGCAUAUUUCAGAAUUGAUAUCAGAGGUUGCUAAAUUUGCUGAUACAAAACCAAUUCUUAAAGGAAUAGACAUUAACCAGGUGGUGCGGCUCUUAAUUCAAAAUAGAAGUGAGAAAACAAGGGAAGGGAGCCAUAACAAUACUCCGUGAAAGCCUUUUCUUUUCCACAGUUUUCAAAAUAAAGGACCUGUACACUGUGCUUAUGUUUGUUUUUUUAAUGUAAUUAAUGUGAUAAAAUGUUAUUAAAAUUUUAAGUAUUUAAUUUGCUUGUGAAAUAGAAAUUCUUAAGCACUGUGAUUUUUUUUUUACAAGCACAGCACUGCGGUGUAAAA
Hyla sarda is the source of this 3166-nucleotide messenger RNA. Its product is annotated as serine-rich adhesin for platelets-like. The record is from RefSeq and is a predicted model, not a curated record. Lineage: Eukaryota; Metazoa; Chordata; Amphibia; Anura; Hylidae. Gene Ontology annotation, molecular function: zinc ion binding; nucleic acid binding. The transcript is spliced from 20 exons. Bases 288 to 2984 code for a protein of 898 amino acids.